Aspergillus lentulus is the source of this 1242-nucleotide messenger RNA. Lineage: Eukaryota; Fungi; Ascomycota; Eurotiomycetes; Eurotiales; Aspergillaceae. The record is from RefSeq and is a predicted model, not a curated record.
AUGGAAUUCAAUUUCCCAGGGACAAAACCAGUUGUCUCAUCGCAAAUGCUGCAUAUAUCAUGCUCGGGUCUUCAAUCCGAGGGCAGUCUCUUUGACAAAGACGGUGGGCCGGUGUAUGAUAGCGUUACAGUAUUGACCGGCAUGUGCUUAUUUACGCGCAAAGUGCUGGACGAAAGUGUCUCUGAUGGUUUUUUGGACACCCGGAGGCUGUUGGGGAUGCCGCCCACUCUGUAUGAAGUGGAGAAGAUCGCCGGAUUGUCGUCCGCUAUUGCAGAUAUAGCCGCUCUCGUCUUCUCCAAGUACGAUGGGAAGUGCCACGUGCCGCUCAAUAUCGUGCUAGAUCUUCCAACCUGGCAUUACUACGAGAGCAUCGAGGACCGCCUUCAACACAGGGGCUAUAGGCCAAGUGAGGUGAUGGAUUGGAUCGAAGCAAUAAUGCUCCGCAGUCAGCAGUUGGCGGGAGUACUUAAGAGAGCAGUCCUGCACGAGCUGGAUAGACGCGGUGUUCCAAGCACACGGCGUCUCUACGACAUCCAAAUUUCUCCGGGAUCAUCGUUGGUCGAUGACGCCUUCCGAGAAGCUCUCAAAUACGACAAGUCGCCAUGUCUCGAUGAUAUCCUUGAGACGCUUAGCAGUAGCCAAGAUGGCUCGUGGCGGCAAUUCUACUCGCUCCUGCCUGACCGGGAGAAACCUCAUUCUAUCAAGGACCUAAGCUAUCUCUUUUACGUUUUUCAGGUUGCCCGUCCAGCUUUGUUGGCUGGGAUUCGAUCCGGGAAACAGCCAAGUCCGACAGAAUCAGCUUAUAAGGAUUCCACGCGCAGUGGCGAGCGACACCGUCCUGCUUCCGGCCGCAGAUGCGGGAGGAAGGAGGAUCAGAUGCCCCGUCCAUUGGUCAUCAGUGUUGAUGAUCGUUCGGAGCGUAAAAUAUAUUCAAAGGCCCACAGCAUUUUCCUUAAACUCCCCAAAAGUCCAACUUACCCGGCUGACCCCACGUUGGUCCAAGUUUACACGCCUCGCCGGGUUUUUAUUGACGGGAACAGAAAAGGCGAGCGCCUGUACUGGAACGAUCCCAGCCCAGUGAUGCCUCUGCUCAGUGAUAAGAAGGCCUAUGGUGAUGGAGGGGAUGCGGAGUACAGCAAGUACUCCCGAGAACUUCAGCAAAUGGACUUUAUCGCGAAGUUGUAUGGUGCUGAAUGUGCAGACAAUAUCCAGCGUUGGUCAAAGCAGGUUGGCUUAUGCUGA